This is a messenger RNA of Mangifera indica (mango), 843 nucleotides long. Its product is annotated as LEAF RUST 10 DISEASE-RESISTANCE LOCUS RECEPTOR-LIKE PROTEIN KINASE-like 1.1. The transcript has a single exon. The record is from RefSeq and is a predicted model, not a curated record. Bases 1 to 843 code for a protein of 280 amino acids. Lineage: Eukaryota; Viridiplantae; Streptophyta; Magnoliopsida; Sapindales; Anacardiaceae.
AUGGCUCAUAUCUCUUACGUUCUGACUUUUCUUUUAUCAGUUCUUUUCCUUUUACUGCUUUGCCUAGCUCAAGAGGACAGGAGGCUGAAUAUUCCGAGAUGUCCACGUUUUCGCUGUGGUUUUCUUGGCAACAUAGGCUUCCCCUUCUCCAAUCGAACGCAUCGGGAAUGUGGGUUGCUGGUUGUAGAUAACUGCACUGAACCAUUUCCGAGGAUUCAGCUGGGGAAGAAGGGGCAAUGGUUCAAUAUCACGGGCAUCUCUCAGGAUAAUACAUUAGAGCUUCAAGACAAAAAUCCUAAAGAAGAGUUUCAAAAAUGUAGCAGAAAAUCCUUGGAAAACUUAACUCUUCCAAUCUCUCCUUUUCUCUCAUUUGAUGUGCCCCAUCAACAAGCAGCGUUCGAAUGCCCCCUCAAUUACACUAUCCCGAAAAAUUUCACUUCUGUCUGCAAUAAUUCCCAACACUUCGUUAUCGUUUGCAGGGGCCCAACAAAUUGUUUUCCAGGCUCGCUUCCUGGUUGUUCACAGCUUAAGUUACAAAUGAAAACUACUAAAACAAGUAUUGAAUAUUCUAAUUUGUUUACGGGCUUCUUUUCGGUGGAAGUGAAUGUGACUGAUGAAUGUUAUGAUUGCUUUUUGGCGGGAGGACAAUGCAAAACUGAUAGCAAUGGAAACUUUAAUUGUUCUGUGGCAGGAAGAACAAACUCCUCAGGUAUCACUACUUAUGGUGAAGUUCUAGGACUGAUUCCUGGUUGCCACAUAUCUUGCUUUUCGAUUUUACAUAAUGAUUUCUUUGUUGUUAUAUUUUACUUGGUAAAUUUCAUAGAUUUGAAUGAGGUGCAUUAG